Branchiostoma belcheri (Belcher's lancelet) is the source of this 2425-nucleotide messenger RNA. RefSeq lists its product as uncharacterized. The record is from RefSeq and is a predicted model, not a curated record. Gene Ontology annotation, molecular function: protein binding. NCBI's taxonomy places the organism in Eukaryota, Metazoa, Chordata, Leptocardii, Amphioxiformes, Branchiostomatidae. The coding region runs from base 94 to 2406 and encodes 770 amino acids. The transcript is spliced from 6 exons.
CAGCCAGGUGAGCGGGUCAGGUGGCGGAAGUUCGGCCAGCUCGUCGAAGUGACGGCCCUCGCGGAGCCAGAAACAGCUAUCCAGCAGGAAAGAAUGGAGAAGAAACCGCCACUUCUGCAGAAGGAGAGCACAAAAAGCACCGGGACGUCGGCCCGAGCAGGUCUGCCGAGUGAAGGCGACGAAUUGGAGGAACUUUAUGAAAGUAGGAAAGCAAUGAAACUCGCCUCAGCUGAUGCGGUCCGACCGAAGGAGCCGCCCCCUCCGCCGGCCGAUGUCGCCUGCCGCCCGCCGGACCCGCUGUACGUCAGACGGGCAGGACUGAGGUUCUGGUGCACCAAACGGAUCCUCGACUGGCAGAGACAGGCGCUGCGUGCUCGGGAGGACCCGGAAGCGGUUCUGAAGCCGGUCAGAGAAUAUGGCGAGGAGUCUGUCUUGCAAAACGGUGAAAACGGCGAGAUGGGAUUGAAAGGACAUUACGAGAACGAACACCGACAUUACGAAGACGACAAAGAACACCGACAUUACCAGAACGACAAAGAGCACCGACAUUACGAGAACGAGAAAGAACACCGACAUUACGAAAAUGAUAGAGAACACAGGCAUUAUGAGAACGAUGAAGAGCACAAAUAUUACCAGUACGAUGAAAAUCACGCUCAUUACGAGAACGAGAAAGAACACCGACAUUACGAGAACGACGAACAACACAGACAUUAUGAAAAUGAUGAAGAACAGUCAAACUUGUCGACGCACGUUUAUGCCGAUUUGGACCCCGACUUUCUGGCAGCACAAGAUGCGAUCAAAAAUGCCACAGCUCAGCCAUUCUAUGAGAUGGACAUCACCACUGCGGAUGAAGAAAAAGAACAACCCUUCUACAAGAUGGACGUCACGAAUGCCAAAGAAAAGCAACAAGAACAGCCCUUUUACGAGAUGAAUGUCGCCUCAGCCGAUGAGAACAAUGAACAAGUCUUCUACAGGAUGGACGGCGAUGAACUGGGCCAGCCGACUCCGUCAGAGAAUGCGUACGAAGAUUUAGACCCCGACUUUCUCGCAGCACAAGAUGUGAUGGACAGGAGGCACGGCGCUAAGGAACCGAGCAGGGGAGAUGACAGCGACGACCCGGGAUGCAGCCAGAACUGCCGUGUGUUCUGCAGGUCCCGCCCUGGACGCAUGGUGGCGCUUUUUGUUGGUGUUACCAUUGCUGGUAUUGUUGCAACUAUGGUCGCCCUAAUCCUCAAACAACACGGUGUACUGAGAGUCCACCCUGACGAAAACAAUGUGGUAAACCAGACAUCACUUCCAGCGACCUCCUCAACCUUGUCUGCACAUCUGCCUGUGACGUCACAAGCUACUUCUGAGACAACAGAAGCCACAGAUUGGUGGGGAGAGUGGACCCUCUACGUCAGAGCGUACUUCCAGCAGAACAAGGACGCCGCCGCGGGUUUGGAGGAACGUUACCCUGACAACGAGGUUGUGAUGACCCUGCUGGAAGACAGGUUCUUCUGGCCUUUUGUGUGUCGGCAGUGGAAAAUUUACAACGACCUUCCACACACCUUGGACACAGCUGUAGGCUAUGCCAUAGAAUACGGCAUUACAAGUGACUACAUGGAGUCACAUGGUCUAUCCGCAUACAGCGAGGUCUUUUCUUCCAUGUUGAGGGCGUUGGAGGCACUGCAGAACAAGACGGAAGGACUUCCGAAUGAUGGCAAAAUGAGCUUGGCAAUAGUUGGACAGUUAUUGUUGGACACUGACGUUGAGGCCCUGGUAAAGCUUUUCCCAUACCUGGACAGAAUUACACACUUCUAUCUCAUUGACUGCAGAAUUUCUCCUGAUGCAGCAACAUUUAUGGCUGGACAGCUACACCGGCUGCAUACGCUGACAAAGUUGAAUCUGAAGAAUAACAAGAUAGGAGAUGAAGGGGUGGAAGCAAUUGCGGAGACCUUUCCUCACUUGAAAGAGCUCCGACUUCUAAACAUCGCCAACACCUCAAUAACAAACGUGGGAGGAAGAGCCAUUGCCAAAAGGCUGGUUCACCUGCAGCAGCUACAGGAACUAUUCUUACAAGACAACGAGGUCAACGUCUCUGCACUGGCAAAGGCGUUUGCCAACAUGACGCGACUGGAACAUGUCUUCAUGUGGCCUGUCACAUGCAGUUCCAGGUCCCCCCACAAGGCGGCACAACAGGUACGAGACGCUGUCUACACGCUUGCGGGGCAGGUGACACUUCGUGGGGGAACUCAGCUGUAUGACAGCUGUAGUAACAGGGGAGGUACACAGCAGGGAGUGGAGACAGCAUGGCGACGAGUUAAAGAUAAACUAACAUCAGGAGUAAUCAUAUCAAACAGGCAGUUGAAGGUAGAAAUCAAACUGUUGGUCCCUGGUGCUGUACGCUAUCCACCCAGCGGCUAACAUGCUAUUUCCUGAUUCC